AUGUCACUUUUCCGCUAUAAUCCUCGCGAUUAUUUCUAUACCUCACCGAUGGAACGUUUCAUAGUAAAUCUCCUCUACAGCACAUUUGAUGACAGAUCUUCAUAUCGAUCGCCUCAAAGUGUUGCACCAUACUGGCUACAUCAGCCGGCGUUGAACGAAUGUAAUAUUGGAAAUGCGCUUGGCGAG
This is a messenger RNA of Loa loa (African eye worm), 186 nucleotides long. RefSeq lists its product as hypothetical. The transcript has a single exon. The record is from RefSeq and is a predicted model, not a curated record. NCBI's taxonomy places the organism in Eukaryota, Metazoa, Nematoda, Chromadorea, Rhabditida, Onchocercidae. The annotation marks the transcript as partial.